AUGAUAUAUGAGUUGAAGAGUUCUCUUGUUGAGAAAGAUGGUGAACUCGGCUCUUCUGUUGCUAACUUGGUGAACUCGGCCUACUAUCGUCUUGAGUGUAAGAAUGCUGACAUCUCUCAUAGUUAUGACAAGCUUCUGGCCCGAUUUGGUGCCUAUUACAAGACUACUGAAAAAACCAAGCUUGAAGCUAUCACAGAUGUGUACAAGCUGGGCUACUUAUACUAUACAAAUGGGACUGCUCCCUUUUACACCAUUGGAGAUGAAGACAUCGAGAUGCUCUGCCCUGACUUGCUCCAUAUUUAA
This is a messenger RNA of Prunus armeniaca (apricot), 303 nucleotides long. Lineage: Eukaryota; Viridiplantae; Streptophyta; Magnoliopsida; Rosales; Rosaceae. The record is from the annotation of a GenBank genome assembly.